Messenger RNA from Dreissena polymorpha, 2760 nucleotides. RefSeq lists its product as uncharacterized. Gene Ontology annotation, molecular function: 3'-5' DNA helicase activity; ATP binding; nucleic acid binding. The record is from RefSeq and is a predicted model, not a curated record. NCBI's taxonomy places the organism in Eukaryota, Metazoa, Mollusca, Bivalvia, Myida, Dreissenidae. Bases 64 to 1383 code for a protein of 439 amino acids. Gene Ontology annotation, cellular component: chromosome; nucleus; cytoplasm. The transcript has 4 exons. Gene Ontology annotation, biological process: double-strand break repair via homologous recombination.
GAAUAUUGGGUAGUCUGGAUUACCUGCCCCUUUGUAUACAAAGAGUCAGGCACAGACGAAGUAAUGGCGGACGCGAUGGAAAUAGUUAUAAACAGCCAGUCAAUUACAGAUGCAUUGCAGAAAUAUUGUUCAGAAUUCCAAACUAAUAUAUCAGAGCUCAAACCACUACAGUUUAAAGCAGUACAAACAUUAUUAUCAAAAAAAGACUGCAUCUGUGCUCUACCCACUGGUUAUGGCAAAUCAUUAAUUUACGAAAUUUUACCUUUUAUUGUUCCAAAAUGUAUUGUGAUUGUUAUUGUGCCUUUAAAUGCCAUAAUAGAACAGCAAAUACUGAAACUCUAUGGACAAUCUUUUUCUAUGUCUAUGAGUAAAGACACUGUUGACUUAUCAAUUACCAAAUAUUUUUUCUUUCAUCCAGAGACUGUUUUAAUCUCUCUUGAAGUGAACAAACUAUUUCGCUCUGUUAAAUUUCAAGAUUAUAACAAGUUUCUUGUAAUCGACGAGGCUCAUUGUGUUAUUGAAUGGGGCGGAGAAUUUAGGAAGGACUUUAAAAGAAUAUACCAACUGAAGUCUCUUGUAAGUUGCCCAAUUCUUGCUUUGUCAGCAACAAUAACAAAAGCAGGUCAAACUGAAAUUGCAAAAUGUCUGCAUUUGACUAACUAUGAAGUUGUAAGUGCUAGCCCUGCAAAAGACAACAUGAAGAUGGUCGUUAUGAAUCGUCCUAGUCCAAACUCCAAAGGGAAUACCUCAUUUACACCAUAUGACUAUAUAUUUGUACCGGUUUUGCAACAACUGAAGAGUGAGAUUGAUAAUUUUGAAAUAACUAUUGUAUAUUGUAAGACAAUUAAUUGGAUUGGUUAUGGUUAUGAACUUGCAAAGCAAAUACUUGGUGAUGAAUUCCACUCAGGAAAACCAUCGGAGAAAACUGCAAGAGUCAUGAUGUACCAUUCAUCUAUGGAAGGCUCUGAUGGGAAGUUGAAGAAACAUAUUGUUGAGACGUUACAGACUGAAAGGUCUACGAUCCGACUGAUAAUUGCAUCUGUGGCUCUAGGCAUGGGUGCAGAUUUGAGGCAUGUUAAGAGGGUGAUUCAUGCUGGACCUCCUACUUCCUUAGAAACUUAUAUACAAGAGAUCGGCAGAGCAGGAAGAAGCCAUGAUGAUGCCCUGGCCAUUCUCUUCUUUAACAAAUCAGACAUUGCAUCUGCACAUAUGACCAGAGAAAUGAAGGACUAUUGUGUAAACUCAACUAUCUGCCGAAGAAGUUUAGUUAACCAGUAUUUUGGUUUUGAAACUCAGGAAGUCAAACAGUUUUCAAUUUGUUGUGAUUUGUGCAAUAAUGAACUGGGGAUAGAAUAUGAUUUUAGUAAACUGUCAGCUAACUAAAAGCAUACAUAGCUUAGUUUUCUUAAACUUCACCAUGACUCGUAAGCACAAAGCUUUUUUAAUUUUUAUUACAAUUACUGUUGCUGGUCACACCAUCCCCUUAAAAUAGGGUUGGUUAGUUGGCAACUGUUUUUAUUGUUAUUUUUGGAUGAUAAAAUUGUAUUUUAUGAUUGUACUGCUUAACAAACGAAUAUUUUGUAGAAUCAUUUGAUAUCUUAUCCUCUCACCUGAUUUAUUUAAUGCCAUUUUGAAAUCUGGUGUUUUUCCUAACUGUUGGAUGGAAGGUAAGGUUUUUCCUCUCCACAAAAAAAAAUGUUAAUAAUGUAAAUAAUUACUGAGGGAUAGUUUUGAAUAGCUGUUUUUCCAAAAUAUGUGCGGGCAUAUUUUUAGGCAACAAGUAGUAGAUGUUUUUAAUCAAUCUUGGUCCAAUAGUGUAUCUGCAAGUCCUUCUUAACAUUCAUAUUGCCAUUUUUAACAACAUAUAAGGUUAUAAUCUUAUUUAGACUUUGUUACAAAAAAGUAUUGUAUUUGUAUCAAAUUUAAACCAUGUUUUUUAUUUGUUUCAUAUUGCAAAGUAUUAUUUGUUUAACAUGUAGCGUGACAUUUUAUUUUUUUAAACUAUAAAUAAUAAGAUUGUUAUUUUUUUUUUGAUUUCAUUGCUAACACAUAGUUAAAUCUUGUAAAAAAAAACAUCGCUGACAUUGUAAAAAUCCAUCGCUGACAAUGGCAUAAGCAUGUGUAAUUGAUUACUAUAUAUACUUCGAUUUAAUUUAUGCAUAAUGUGUCUUUGCAUUUUUGUUUAAAUAGCAGCGAGUAUAGUAUAUUUGUUUUAACUUUUUCAUUGUUAAAGCAUAAGCUUAAAUCUUGUAAAUGAAUUUUUUAAAGUAAUUUACCGGUUCUAUAUGAAUAGGACCUUCUUGAAACAUUUAAGUACAUUUAUUAUUUUAUAUACACUUUGUGUGUAUUUAUUGUUAAGUAUUGAUUCGUGAUAUACACUAUCAGCAUCAUUUACUUUUUUUCUUCACUGUAAAGAUUGAAGUCUUAAAUUUGGCUUAAUCUGUUCUGCGAAAAAUAAUAGUUUUAUUAAAAAUAAGAUUUGUUGAUUAAUUGAAUUUUCACAUCUUUUAAGGAAAGUCUAUCCUCGAAUAUUUUAAAUAUCUUAAAUAUAUUUGAUUAGGUUGAUUUAUUUAUCAUUUAUGUUUGAUGAAAAUUUAUAUAUUCUAUGUUGACUUAAUGCAAAUGUUAGUAAGGAGAGUGCGUAUGGGUGAAAAUGUGUGAGAAUGGUACGGGAGUUUCGUGAUUUAUGAUUAUAAAUUAACAUUUGAUUGUAACGAUAUACCAUGUAGUAUAAGUUACCUAAUAAAGGUCUGUUCUGUU